Molecule: messenger RNA, 486 nt
Organism: Habropoda laboriosa
Lineage: Eukaryota; Metazoa; Arthropoda; Insecta; Hymenoptera; Apidae
Product: myotrophin
Exons: 3
Coding region: 115-486 (123 amino acids)
Biological process (GO): regulation of barbed-end actin filament capping
Cellular component (GO): nucleus; cytoplasm
Molecular function (GO): protein binding
Source: RefSeq, a predicted model, not a curated record
CUAUUUAACUAAGUUUAAGAGACGUGAGUACGAGCGUGAACUGAUUAGAAUAAACGUGGAAAUUUAACGGGCUGUGUGUUAUAUUUAAAAUUUUUCCAAUAGCUUACAACGAAAAUGAGUGAACUCUUGUGGGGAAUAAAAAAUGGUGAUUUGGAUCAAGUGCGGGAUAUCGUUGAGAAUAAGAAUAUUGAUGUUAAUCAAAUGAUCGAUGGAAGGACACCAUUGCAUUAUGCAGCUGAUUAUGGCCAAAAUGAAGUAGUCAGAUAUCUUUUGGAAAAGGGUGCAAAUGCAAAUGCUACAGAUAAACAUGGUAUAACAACAUUAUUGGCAGCAAUUUGGGAAGGACAUACAAAUUGUGUUAAAUUAUUAUUAGAAAAAGGAGCUAAACCAAAUGGAUUAACUCCAGAUGGAAUAAGUUAUUUGGAUGCUGCUGAAAAAGAUGAGAUCAAACAACUGCUUAAAGUUCACCAGCACAAAGCCAAAUAA